AUGCUCCCCGAUCCAACACGCCGUCGUAUGCUCCCCGAUCCAGAUCAACACGUCAACUCUCUCACCUUGCCGGCAGGUCCCUCCUUCGUCGCUGCCCCCUCCUCCCCUGCCUCGGCCACCCUCCCUUCUGCCAACCCCGCCUGCUCUGCCUACUGCACCGCCGCCUCUGACACCAUGGUGGAUGCCAACAGUAGCAGCAACCCGAUGCUCGCCGACUUCGACUUCCCGCCCUUCGACGACGUCGAGCCCGUGCACGUCCGUCUCGGGAUCUGUGCGCUCCUCGCCUACCUCGAGGGCGAGCUGGAGGAGCUCGAGAAGGGCGUGGAGCCGGCGUGGGAGUGCUUGGUCCACCCGCUCAAGCGCAUCAUCGACAGGCUUGACAUCGUCUGCAAUGUUGUUGACCACAUCAAGGUCGUCAAGGACUCGCCGGACCUCCACGCCACCGUCGAGGACGUCCAGGUAUUCUCUUCUUCUGUCACGCCGCCCGUGAUCUGGAUGGACGAAGCCAUUGAUUUGUUAGCGCAUCAUCAGAUUUUGUCUCUGUAUUUCGUCUUGCUUCAUGAAUUAUCCAGCAAUAUGGUGCAUAGAUAG
Triticum turgidum subsp. durum (durum wheat) is the source of this 591-nucleotide messenger RNA. Lineage: Eukaryota; Viridiplantae; Streptophyta; Magnoliopsida; Poales; Poaceae. The record is from the annotation of a GenBank genome assembly.